AGAGUUAGGGUUUAUCGAGCUAGGGCGAAAUUGGAGCGGAGCUAUGGUGUCGACGCCGACGGUAGCGGGCGCCGUGCUGGGCCUGGCGAUUCAGCUCUACUGCAACGGCAUGCGAAAGCUUCCACUGAUGCGCCAUCCAUGGGAGCACGUCCUGUUCAUGGGGAUCGGCGCCUACGCCAUCAACGAGCUCGUGGCGUGGGAGUAUCGCACGGAGGCCGCUCUGGAGAAGAAGAAGGCGGAGCUUCUCCGGAUCAACAAGAACAGGCCAGUCGAGUCCCUUCCCAGGAUUUUCUAGAGCUGUGAGCCUCGAGUUCUUGUAAGAAAUGUUGACAUGGCAGUCGGAUCCUGCUGCUCGUUUCGCCCAAAAA
Messenger RNA from Selaginella moellendorffii, 368 nucleotides. RefSeq lists its product as uncharacterized. The coding region runs from base 44 to 295 and encodes 83 amino acids. The record is from RefSeq and is a predicted model, not a curated record. NCBI's taxonomy places the organism in Eukaryota, Viridiplantae, Streptophyta, Lycopodiopsida, Selaginellales, Selaginellaceae. The transcript is spliced from 2 exons.